This is a messenger RNA of Colletotrichum fioriniae, 687 nucleotides long. RefSeq lists its product as uncharacterized. Gene Ontology annotation, molecular function: catalytic activity. NCBI's taxonomy places the organism in Eukaryota, Fungi, Ascomycota, Sordariomycetes, Glomerellales, Glomerellaceae. The record is from RefSeq and is a predicted model, not a curated record.
AUGCGCGCCUUCUCAUCUCUGAGCCUGUUCAAGGCACCGCUCGGUCUUGUGGCCCUGCUACUGGUCGCCUUGGUCAUGGGACAUGGCGAUGGUGAUCUUCAACGGUACAUGGCCCUGGAAACAUGCCCGCCGCUGAAGAUUGUCAAUGGGAUCAACUUCACCACGCGGGUGUAUUGGAUGCGUCAGGCCAACCUGGCUCUGCCCAACCCGUGCCCGUUCGCGGCCUUUGGCUCAGUGAUUGUGAACCACACUACGGGCGGCUUGGGGGAGCUGGUCUGCACCGGCGCGAACAACAAUGCUGGCACCGGCAAUCCGACUCUGCAUGAUCCCCAGGGUCCAUACCGGAUGACGCCGGCCCAGGCCCUGGCCGCCUUUGCCAACCUGACCAUCUACACCAACGCCGAGAGCUGCCCCAUGUGCGCGUCGGCGGUGCGCUGGGCAGGCUUCAGGGAAUACGUCUUUGGCACGAGCAUCGAGACCCUCACGGAGGAGGGAUGGGGCCAGAUCCAAAUCACGUCCAGGGACGUCUUCCGGCAGUCUUCGGGCUUACCCCGCCGUACAAGGUUGCUUGGUCCGGUCUUGACGAACGAGACGGACCCCUUCUUCAGUUGGCAGUUUAAUGCGGGUGCGCCCUGUCCGCAGGGCUGUUCUCGGGGCGGAAGUGCAGGCGGUUGCGUUCCUGCAUAA